Messenger RNA from Seminavis robusta, 654 nucleotides. The record is from the annotation of a GenBank genome assembly. NCBI's taxonomy places the organism in Eukaryota, Bacillariophyta, Bacillariophyceae, Naviculales, Naviculaceae.
AUGCUCUCAUCCUUGUUGGAAGUGUCAGUGGGGGUGGGGGCUCUAGCAACUGUGGACUCCUGCAUAUCACUAAAUCCGCUCUGCUCAUCAUCACUUCCAACAGACUCAACAACCACAACAUUGAAUCAUGAGGCAGGGACAACACAGGGUGGCUCAGAACCCUUCUUGGGGGCAAAAGCCACAUCAACUUUGAUGCCACCAUUGCUCAAGAUACUGCUGUCAUCACUGCUACUUGGGGAACUCCCAUCGGAAGUUUAUUUAGCAGCCAAAUCAUUAUCCAUAGUUUCCAAGUGUUCUUCAGGUAGAGGGACUUCCCGAGUGGAUACCACUGCAGCAAUGACAUCCUUGCCUUGUUUUGCAAUUGUGUCCGUCAAAACUUGCUGCUGUUUCACCAAUGGUUCAAUUGUUGUGUUGAGGGUUGUGUUGAGGGAUGACAUCAUAGCUAAUUUCCAGUUGUUUCAUCUGAGCAUCAGUCCGACUCCUUUUCCUUGGCAGCAGCAAUGGCCUGGAGUUCUUUCUCUUUGUGAACCUGUUCAUCACGUGCUUGUGCCGAUUUCUCACGUUGCCAAUCCAGCUCUUGUUGACGAUGAAGAUACAACUGGAUAUGCUGCACAGAUUGAUGCACCCCACCAGAAUGUGUCAGUUGGGUCAUGA